This is a messenger RNA of Oikopleura dioica, 2550 nucleotides long. The record is from the annotation of a GenBank genome assembly. NCBI's taxonomy places the organism in Eukaryota, Metazoa, Chordata, Appendicularia, Copelata, Oikopleuridae.
AUGAGAGAAUCGAAAAGAUCGGACAAAGCUGUGCUUAAAUAUCUGCUUGAUGAGGAGUUUAAGGAGGCGGCUAAGGCUUUUUGCAAAGAAACCGGUUUGAAAAAGAAAGAUGCAAAGGAUGCUAUUUCUUUGGAACGACUUAUCAGCGAACAGGCGGAAGAGAAAAAGGAUUCCGGAUGCGAAGAAAGUCUCAGUUCUUCUGAAGCAGAGCUUCCCGCAAACGAAAACCUGAACGCCCUUGCGAAGCCAAUUAUCAAGCGCGCCCCUAAAGACAGCUCUUCAGACGAUUCCAGCGAUGAGGAAGCCCUACCGAAACCGAAGUCCGCUGCUAUCGCAAACCGAAAAAAGACUCCUUUCAAGAAGAACAAGCCUGCGAGCAGCUCGAGUUCCGACUCUAGCUCCGACGAGGAGGAAGCACCAAAGCUUCAGAAGGCAAAGGCGAAGACCGCAGUCAAGAAACCUGCUUCUUCUGAUUCGUCUUCCAGUGAUGAGGAGCCAGUACCAAAAGUUACACCAAAGAAAAAGGCCCCACAGAAGCCGGCAAGCAGCUCGAGCGAUGAUUCUAGCGAAGAUGAAGCGCCGCCGAAGGCAACUCCCAAGAAGGUUGCCCCGCCGAAGCCUGCUGAUUCCUCGAGCGACGAUUCCAGCGAAGACGAAGCUCCCGCCAAGGUUACUAAGAAAGUUGCUGCAAAGAAGGAGUCUUCCUCAAGCGACAGCUCGAGCGAAGACGAAGCUCCAAAGAAGGUAGUUGCGAAGAAGACUGUUGUCAGAAAAUCGCUCGGAAAACCGCCUGCAUCAUCGUCUGAUAGUAGCUCGGAAGAUGAAGCUCCAGCUAAGACUCCCGCUAAAGCCAAGUUUGCAGCUGUCCCUCCUCCAGAUUUCGGAACACCGAUCGUCAAAAGCACUCCAUCAGUGAAGAAAUCGAACAUCAAGACUCCUGGAAAGACCACACCCGGAAAUGUGUCGUUUGGUGGAGUCCAGGAAAAGUUAUUCACGAAGGCGAACGAAAGCUCAUCCGACGACUCAUCAGACGAAGAACCACCCAAGGUGGUGAAAAAGACUGUCACACCUGUGAAGAAGGCAGCGAAGAAAGAAUCGUCUUCCGAUGACUCGUCGUCCGAUGAGGAGCCUCCUAAAGUUGUUAAAAAGCCAGCAACGCCAGCCAAGAAGGUUGUAAAGAAGGAUUCUUCUUCCGAUGAUUCUUCCUCCGACGAAGAACCGGCGAAAAAAGUUGUGGUAAAGCCGGCAACGCCUAAGAAGGCUGCGAAGAAAGACUCAUCAUCCGAUUCGUCAUCUGAUGAAGAACCACCGAAAGUUGCUAAAAAAGUAUCGACUCCAGCGAAAAAAAUUGUGAAGAAAGACAGCUCUUCGUCGGACAGCUCCUCGUCUGACGAAGAACCGCCAAAGGUGGUCAAGAAAGCUGCAACGCCUGUGAAGAAAGUUGUGAAGAAGGCUUGUUCUUCUUCCGAAUCAUCUUCUGACGAAGAGCCUCCUAAAGUCGCAAAGAAAGCGGCGACUCCGGCGAAGAAAGUGCCAAAGAAGGAAAGCUCAUCGGAUUCGUCUUCGGAUGACGAGCCACCUAAGGUUGUAAACAAAGUGGCCACUCCAGCUAAAAAGGUUACGAAGAAGGAUAGCUCUUCUUCAGACUCCUCUUCAGAUGAAGAACCGCCGAAGGUUGCGAAAAAACCAGCGACUCAUGUCAAGAAAGUUUCAAAGAAAGAGAGCUCUUCGGAAUCGUCUUCUGAUGAAGAGCCUGCAAAGGUUGUGAAGAAAGCAGUUACUCCGGCGAAGAAGGUGGCGAAAAAAGAAUCUUCUUCUGAUGAUUCCUCGUCCGACGAAGAGCCCCCAAAAGUGGUGAAAAAAGUUGCCACGCCAAAGAAAGUGACGAAGAAAGAAUCUUCCUCGGACUCCUCAUCCGAUGAAGAGCCGCCGAAAGUUGUGAAGAAGGCUACUCCAGCGAAGAAAGCAAUCAAGAAACCCGCUUCUUCAUCAGAUUCUUCGUCAGACGAAGAGCCACCGAAGGUCACCAAGAAACCAGCCACUCCCGCGAAAAAGGUGAAGAAGGAAGAAAGCUCGUCUGACAGCUCUAGCGAUGAGGAACCCGUGAAAGUCAAGGUCGAGCCUCCUAAAAAAGCAGCAAGCGGGCAAAAACGACGAAGAGAGGAGUCUCCCGAUGAGGAGCAAAUGGCUGUUACUCCGUCCAAGCCGCGAAAUGCCAAGCGAAAGCGCCAGAGCUCUCCAUUUAGACGAGUUCGAACAGAAGAAAUUGAACUCUUCACUUGCAAGGGCGGCAAACAGCUUGACGACCGAAUGGCUGUGGACGUCCAAGGAGGCGUUGUUGGUUGGGGAAAGAAGGCCCACGAACAGCUGAAGACAGUCAAGGGAAAGAAAUUUACGCACGAGAAAAACAAGAAGAAAAGAGGAAGCUAUUCCGGAGGUCAGAUCAACACCUCAGUCAACUCGAUUAAAUUCGACGACGACAUCUGUUUCAUAGCGAAAGAAACUGAACGAUCCCCAAUAAAUGCUUACAAAAACUCAGGAUCAAAGUGA